Molecule: messenger RNA, 849 nt
Organism: Echinops telfairi (small Madagascar hedgehog)
Lineage: Eukaryota; Metazoa; Chordata; Mammalia; Afrosoricida; Tenrecidae
Gene: MRPL10
Product: mitochondrial ribosomal protein L10
Exons: 5
Coding region: 16-813 (265 amino acids)
Biological process (GO): translation
Cellular component (GO): mitochondrial large ribosomal subunit
Molecular function (GO): structural constituent of ribosome
Source: RefSeq, a predicted model, not a curated record
GUCCCCCCGGCGGCCAUGGCUGCGCCCGUGGUCGGGCUGCUGCGAGGGCGUCUCCUGCCCCCAGCGGGCAGGCUGCCCACCCUCCAGGCUGUCCGCCAUGGCUCCAAGGCCGUGACCCGCCACCGUCGUGUGAUGCACUUUGAGCGGCAGAAGUUGAUGGCUGUGACAGAGUAUAUACCUCCCAAGCCUGCCGUCAACCCAAGAUGCCUGCCACCUCCUCCCAGCCCGCCCCAGGAGGAGUCGGGCCUCAUCCAGCUCCUCCGUCGGGAGAUAGCAGCUGUUUUCCAAGACAACCGAAUGAUCGCCGUCUGCCAGAACGUGGCUCUGAGCGCAGAGGACAAGCUCCUGUUCCGCCACCGGCUUCGGAAACAUGGCAUUGUGAUGAAGAUCUUCCCCAACCAGGUCCUGAAGCCCUUCCUGGAAGAUUCCAAGUACCAAAAUCUGAUGCCCCUGUUCGUGGGGCACAACCUGCUGCUGGUCAGUGCAGAGCCCAAGGUCAAGGAGAUGAUUCGCGUCCUGAAGAGUGUGCCUUACCUGCCGCUGCUAGGUGGCUGCAUUGACGACACCAUCCUCAGCAGGCAGGGCUUCAUCAACUACUCUAAGCUUCCCAGCCUGGCCGUGGUGCGAGGAGAGCUGGUCGGAGGACUCGCCCUGCUCGUGGCCCAGACCCACUCCCUGCUCCAGCAGCAGCCCUGGCAGCUGACCGCCCUCCUAGAGCAGUACGUCAGGCAGCAACGCGAAGGGCACGCUGAGGAGCCUGCGCCAGCCAGUGGGAUGCCCCCACCGCCUCCAGAGCCUGCUCCUCCCUCCUAGCCUGUCCCCGCCCAGAAAUACACUCACUCGCUUGGC